Aureococcus anophagefferens is the source of this 1257-nucleotide messenger RNA. RefSeq lists its product as hypothetical. The record is from RefSeq and is a predicted model, not a curated record. Gene Ontology annotation, molecular function: protein binding. The annotation marks the transcript as partial. NCBI's taxonomy places the organism in Eukaryota, Pelagophyceae, Pelagomonadales, Pelagomonadaceae. The transcript is spliced from 2 exons.
AUGCGCUGCGACGACGACGACGCCGGUCGCACGGUGGAGGUCGUGCUCGGGCCGGCGGCGCCCUGCGCCGGCGCCGACGCCGCGAGCCCGCGGCCGUGCGACGAGCGCGCGGCGGCGACGGCGGCGACGCUGCGGGGCGCCGCGCGCGCGCUCGGCGUCGAGCUGCGCUGCGUGGACACGCGGGAGACGGACCCCAUCACGGUGGGCGUCGCGCGGGACCUGCGGCGGCGGCGGCUCCUGCCGGGCUGGCAGGCGCGGCGCGGCGCGGCGGCCGACGUCGCCGUCGGCGCGGACCGCGCGACGGCGCGGCGGCUCGCGCGGCGCUUCGGCCCGCGGCUCGUGGCCCUGCGGUGCGCGUCGCCCGUGCCGCGGCGCUGCUGGGCCUACUUCGAGGUGCGCCUCGAGUGGGCGCGGGGCGCGGACGACGACGCGCGGCGCGGCGAGCCCGAGGCGCUCGUGGGCGUGGCGCCGGAGCGCGACGAGCCCCGGAAUCGCCUCGCGUGCGGCGCCGCGCCCCACGCCGCGGCCUUCUCGAGCCUGGGCGGGCGCACGGUCGCGGGGACCUUCGCGCCCGGCGGCGGCUUCGCGCCCGGCGACGCCGUCGGCGUGCUCGUGCACCACGGCGCGGCGCGCGUCGACGUCGCGCUCCUCCGCGGCGACGGCGACGGCCGGCGCCUCGUCGCCCGCGACGGCUUCGCGCCGCCGCCGGGCGACGGCCGGCUCCACGCGACCCUGGCCCUCGGCUCCCGGGACGUCGUCGCGCGCGGCGUCUUCGACGCGGCCGAGCUCCCGCCGCGGCCCGUCGUCGCCGCCGCCGCGGCGCUGCCGGACUACGCCGCGGUCUACGCCCUCGCCGGCGCCGGCGGCAUCCCGCUGCUCAUCGACCUCCUGCGCAACGGGAGCGUGGACGCGAAACAGAAGGCCGCAGGCGUGCUGUGCGUCCUCGCGUACCUCAACGACGACUACAAGGUCGCGAUCGCCGAGGCCAGCGGCAUCCCGCUGCUCAUCGACCUCCUGCGCAACGGGAGUGCGGACGCCAGAUGGGAUGCCGCAGCCGCGCUGCGCAACCUCGCGUUCAACAACGACGCCAACAAGGUCGCGAUCGCCGCGGCCGGCGCCAUCCCGCCGCUCGUCGAUCGCCUGCGCAACGCGAGCGCGGCGGCCAAGACGCAGGCCGCGGACGCGCUGUGCAACCUCGCGCUCAGCAACGCCGCCAACAAGGUCGCGAUCGCCGAGGCCGGCGCCAUCCCGCUGCUC